Molecule: messenger RNA, 4471 nt
Organism: Mercenaria mercenaria
Lineage: Eukaryota; Metazoa; Mollusca; Bivalvia; Venerida; Veneridae
Product: monocarboxylate transporter 13-like
Exons: 5
Coding region: 1225-2616 (463 amino acids)
Biological process (GO): transmembrane transport; monocarboxylic acid transport
Molecular function (GO): monocarboxylic acid transmembrane transporter activity
Source: RefSeq, a predicted model, not a curated record
CACACCCACUCUUUCUGCAUGUACAUGUAAUCUUUGUGGAACACAAGCACGAAAUAUUGAACAAUCAGUGGGACGUUUCAGAUGCAAUUUAACUUGUUCUUUUAACAAAUUGAAAAUGUUUAGCUGGUAUUAUUCAGUGGAUUGGAUAUUAUUUCGUCUGCCAAAAACAAUGGAAAGGACAGCAUUCAGUGUGGAUUAUCGAUAAAAUACUCAACAUGGCGCUUAAAUCGUGUAGAACAAUGUUCUUUAUCGUGUAGAGUCCAGGUUACGCAUUUCCAAAUGUUCUGAUUUAUCCUCGGUUGCUACCACACAGCUUCCACAAUCCGCUAGGAAGGUUUGAGCGACCUGAGAAGUUUCCACAUUUUCUUAUUCAACAACUAUUAAGAGGCAAAUGUCCUUUGGCAUUUUCCUUCUUUUUUUCGGGAAUGUGACAAAUAUUCAAGGUUAUUGCAUAGGUAAUCUUUAUCUACCACGGUUCUGAGUUCAAAUGCGAAGGACUUGAGACACAAGGGUGUAAGCUCGGGUGGAUAACAUGGCUUUAAAUGCUCAAAUUUGUAAUGCGAAAUGUUCCAUUUCUUUAUGCGUUAUGUAUCAGACGUCAAGUUAACGACAGAUCAGAGCAUGUGAGAAUGUAUGGCGCGAACUGUUAGGUCGUCACGUUCCUUUGUUUAUGCACGCCAGGACCGGAAAUGGUAAUACAACUUGCGGAUGUGUUCAGUUUGGGCGCACAAGAUGGCGAAUUAUUCUGCAAAGCGAAUAACCAACUUAAUAUAUGUGUAAAUUAAUCAAGACAAUUGUUCAAUGUGACAUUGCGUUUUAAACAUGCUAUUAAGUAACACAUUUGAUCAAAUUUAAAUGCGCUAUUUCUAGGUGCGUACAUGGUGCUAAAUAUCACGUCGAAGUGACGUCAACAUUAUAUCGUUGUGAUGAUUAAAGCAUAUUACAAUGUUGGUUUUACGUGACUAUGUAUAGACAAAGUAAGAUAUGGAUGUAGAAAUUAACGUUAAUUUUACUUCGCCUCGUUGGUGACAUUUACAUAUUUGAUAUACGAUCUUUGUAGAAGGAUAUCAGUACAAUAUUAACAUAUAUACUUUCAGAAGUUGAUACUUAGUUUUAUGUAAUGACAUUUGUAAUUAUUAUUCAAAAGAGCACCAAGAUCCAUGUGACACCUGCUAUUGAAUAGAUGAAACAAGUAUCAUCUAUCAUACGAAUAGAAGAGAGGAGAUGAGAGAACCUAAACGGGAUAGUGCGUGGAGUUGGUUGGUAUUGUUUUGUGUUUUGUGCUGUCAGAUAGUUCUCGGAGGGGUAUGCCUGUCAGGCGGACUAUUUUAUGUUAUAUUCAAGAAUGUGUUCAGCUCAGAUCCUGUGGAAACUUCCUGGCUAUGCUCACUCCCAAUCACUAUGUGGUUUAUUUCAACACCAGUUGGAAGUAUUCUAACAAAUCGCCAUGGUUACCGUGUAUGUUCGUUUGUUGGUGGUAUUCUGUCAGCGUGUGGUCUUUCCUUGAGUUUUCUUGCAACAAGUUCAACGUUCCUUUUCUUCACAUAUGGAUUUCUGACAGGGCUUGGGCUGGGAAUAAAUUACACUGGAUGUAUGUCGGCACUCAAUGUGUACUUUGAUAAAUACAAGACGGUAGCAACUGGUAUUGCUUCAGUUGGCAACAACAUCGGUCUUAUCAUAUUUGCUUAUUUUAUUGUUGCACUGGAGGAAAGCUUCGGUUGGAGAGGGAUGCUUCUAAUUAUUGGUGGAAUAACGUUCAAUCUUUGCGCAUGCGCAGUAGUGAUGUUUCCAAUAGAAGUUCGCUUUGAUACAUACAGUAAACAUAAUUUGAACGAAAAGACGACAAGAUCACUCCGAAGAAAAUACAUCAAUUGUUCAGUUUUUAGAAAAAUGUCGUUUGUCGGUUUUUGUGCAAGCAAUGUGUUUUUUAAUUUCAGUCAUGGAAUAUAUAUCUUACAUUUGCCUUCCUACUCGAAAGAUGUAGGCUUCAACAAAAAUAAUUUUGGAACAGUGCUUAUGGCUUAUGGCAUAUGUAACAUUGUCGGGAAGGUGUUCUACAGCUGUUUAGGACAUCAUCCACAAGUAAAUGUUACUUUAGUUUACACUAUAUCACUUACAGCUACUGGAAUAUGUAUGGGUUUAACACCUGUGCUUCUUACCCGAACCGGCAUGCUUGUUUUAGCAGGACUUGUUGGUUUUUUCUCUUGUGUAACAGGGGCUUUAAUCAACGCAGUUAUUCACACGAUUGUCGGAUUUAGCAGGUUUACGGAUGGAGUUGGUAUGUCAUUGCCGUUCAAAGCAACUGGAAAUCUCAUUGGUGGGCCAAUGGCAGGUUUUUUGUUAACAGCUACCGGAAAUUACGCAAUUUCCUUUUAUCUGGCGGGUGUUAGUAUGAUUUUAGCUUCAUGUUUAUUGGUGCAUCCAAUUGUACAUGUAUGGCAAAGGGAAAAGGAUCAUCGGACUAGAAAUAUAAACACUGUCAGUGAAAUGGACGUGGAGAAUUCGAACAAAGAAUCAAUUCAUGGACCUGAACAUUCUAUAGCGGAUCUUGACAAUGAAACUAUGCUAAAUUCAGAGUCGAAAUUUAUAGAUCUUGAAAAUUAUGAAAGAAACUAACAACUGGAGAUUAAUCCUGUUAGCCACCAGUCAGUUUAUCAAAAUAACCUUAGUGAAACAAUGAAACAUUGUGAAUUACAUUAACUCAAGGCCUGAAACUUACGGCCUUUAAAGCUGCUCAACAUUCAGUUAUUAGAAAAUUUAUCUACCUGUUCAUUUUAAAUGUGUUUGGCAUAAAAUGCUGAAAGAAAUGAGUUACUUUGUUAUUUCAAGCGACACAAACGACGUUUGAACCUCUGAUCGCUUUUCAUAAUAUAAUUUCAGGGCACUUACAUGUAUACUAGACCUAGAUUUUAUAUUUGAGCCGUGCCAUGAGAAAACCAACAUAGUGGCUUUGCGACCAGCAUGGAUCCAGACCAACCUGCGCAUCCGCGCAGGCUGGUCUGGAUCCAUGCUGGUCGCAAAGCAGCUGUAACAUACUUGUCUGAGGAUUAUAAGAGAAAACCACUCGGUUAUCAUAUGACAUUAUUCUUGGAGAAACAUACGUAAAAGUAAAUAUUUACAUGAUACAAAUACAUAUAUAUAACAGAGAGUAUUAAAAUGGUUAUAACAGACUCCGCCUCUUGGGUGUAUCUAUAACUGUCAUUGCUAUACACUACAGCCACUAUGUUUGUUUUCUUAUGGUGCGGCUCAUACAUGAUAUUUUUUACCUUUCCGCAAACUAUUACUAAUUGGUAUUAAAGUUGGCAUGUUGUCUAUUUUCAGAAAUGGUAAAAUUACUUUUGAUUAUAGUAAUACAUUGUAUUUAUACAUGUUAAAAUAUUCAGGACAGCAAUACGUACUAUAUAUAUUAUAAUUAAAACUGGCAAUCAUUGGGAACAUUUAUAACACCUUUUGGUAACCAUGGUAACAAAGGGUCUGUCUCUCUUCACAUGUUAUCUAUCAGUCACGCCUGUAUCCUGGUAUUGGUUUACGCAAUACAUGUAUUUGAUAGAUGUUAAACUGUAAAGACAGAACAAGCUUAUACAUCAUGUACGCUGAUGUACAGAAGAGUGAUCUAAAUAAAGUGAGUACAGUAGAUCUACAAUACUUAAACAUUAUUAUAACUUAAUGAUUAUAUUCAUCGGUAAGAUUAUAUUUAUGAGGCUGAUGUAUCUAUAAAAUAUCUAUUUUAACAACAAUUGUUAGUUUUUUAUCUGCAUUUUUCUAAAAAUAUUACAUAGUUACAAAGUCAUAGAGGAUAAUUAUGCUUCCAUUACUAGUAAUAAUUCUAUCAGUAAUUUAUCAAAACUCUUUUGCAUUUGUAUUUAAUUUACGGGAAAAUGAUAAACAGUAAUGAUGAAACACUCGAAUUUAUUAUACAUGUAUAUUGCAGGCGAUACCAAGACAAAUGGAUUAGUCGUGCUGAAGAUUUCGAGACUAUAUAUACAGUAACUAAGACUCACUGAUUGGAUUACCUAUUUGACUUACUGUUGUUAUAUAUAUAUAAUUAACAAAUAAUCAAGGCCAUCGGGUGGUUUAUCGUCUAAUUUAUCAUGGUUCAGAGUUCAGAUGCGUAGGAAUUGAACCACUGAAGCAUCUGAACGAUGAACCGUGGUAAACUAGGCGCUAAAUCACAAGAAGGGCUUGAUUGUUUUCAUUCUGACAUGCUCAUGGACAUAUUAUGAUAAAUAUUAUGCAGGACUUCAUUUACCCGAGGAGUUAUGUAUCGGAUGUCAUGCGGCAAUUUGACGUCAUAAUUGACGUCAUAAUGCUCUCUUACCGGUCCGCGCGUCAACCAUUGUUUAUCGUAGAAUAUACAGAGCUUGAUUUCCUUCUUUGUUUAACUGGAAAUCAAAUCGAGUCAUGUUAGAAUGUUAUAUUUACUGAUACAAAAUACAGUCACAGAUUCAUAAAAUAAAGAUUAGAAAACGAA